GAGAGAGAGAGAGAGAGAGAGAGAGAGAUGAAAUUUCAGGACAAUCAACAUUUCAGCCACCAACACAUCCUGAAUGCCCUCGAACUAGAUACAGGCAAGAAAAUUGAUUGCAAUGCCUGUGAAAACCCUAUAACCGAGCCAUUUCAUGGCUGCUAUUCAUGCAAUUACUAUAUUCACGAUCAAUGCCUUAAUAUUCCUCGCUCUCUUCAACACGCUUCUCAUCCCGCUCACCCUUUGACCCUCCUGCCAAAACCUACCUAUUCGAAUAAAUCAUUUUCGUGCAAUGCGUGUGGAUCUCAAGGCAAUGCCUUCAGUUUCAGCUGUCCACACUGUGAAUUUGAUCUCCAUAUUCACUGUGCCAAAUUGCCUGGGAAAAUGCUUAUUGACAAGCACCCGCAUGAACUCAAUCUCUUAUUUGUUUCCCCUUACGAAGAUCAGAAUGUUGCCUUCGAGUGUGAUGAGUGUCAUGGUAUUGCAAACAGAGAUAAUUGGGUGUAUUAUUGCGCUCGUUGUGAUUUUGGGAUGCACUCGAAUUGCACGACUGGUAACGUGACUGGAAAAGAAGCAGCGAAUAGUUCACAAAGCGGUCAUGAACAUUUGAUGGACUCAGUCACUCGCCAAGUUGAGGACAUUCAGGCGUUCAAUGAAGCUCAAGAAACGUUAGCGGCGGCUAGGCUUGAAGCUAAGAUUAAUGCUCGGGGUAGGAAGGCUAUCCUCGACAUGAUCGAUGACUCUGGACCUCGCCGAGAUUAUUAUUACUAUUGAUGUGCUUUUCUUGGCUUAAAAUCAUGAUGAUAAUUAUAAAAGUGUGAACUUGACCGUCUGCAAAUGUUUCUCUUCACUGUUGCUGAAAAAUAAAUGCCUCUUAGGAAAUGAGAGUUUAUAUCUAUUUUCCACGUGUUUUGUCAACUUUUGGUUUUUUUUAUCUUUUUGUAAGUGUAAGUGGUCCCGAUGCGGCCUAGUUUGAAUA
This is a messenger RNA of Olea europaea var. sylvestris, 970 nucleotides long. RefSeq lists its product as uncharacterized. NCBI's taxonomy places the organism in Eukaryota, Viridiplantae, Streptophyta, Magnoliopsida, Lamiales, Oleaceae. The transcript has a single exon. The record is from RefSeq and is a predicted model, not a curated record. The coding region runs from base 28 to 765 and encodes 245 amino acids.